AUGCUGAAAAAUAACCAAAGGAAGUUAAAAGGAUUGAUCUUUUUCUUGUUCAUUUUAAAUUUCUUCCUCGCCCAAAUGAACCAGUGCAUGGUGGCCAAGUGUCACCUCCCGAACGUGAUGAAUAUGUCCACUAAAAGGGGAGGCGAGACGGAAAUUUCAAAGCUGCGCUCAAGGGGGGGUAAAAACGGGAUGUCCAUCUCCCCCCAAUUGGACGAACAAAAAGGAAGAAAAAAGACAAAACGGGUAUUAACCUUCGUGAGUAAUUACACUUUUAGGAGGCAUGGAGGGAUAAAAAACGGAAGGGGAAAAUCUCCCUGUGAAGUGCCAACAACCCGUUGCAACGCAGCUAAAGUGAUGAACAGCUCCGCUAGUGACGUCCAUGCCGGAGUCAACCCAGACGGAGCAAUCAUAACAAGCUCCGCCGAAAUGAUGCAGCACCUGACGUUUGACUUCAAAGAGGAGUGCAACGAAAUCAUGGUGCGGUUGGGAAACUUCCUACAAGUAUCCCCCCAUUUGUUAUUUAAAGACGUCUGUGUAAAUCUGAACAAGCUAUUUACCAACCUGUACACAUAUGACAAUGAGAACGUCCCAUUCGGCACAACACAACAUACACUAAAUAUAACAGACGACGUUAUUAGACACAAUAAGUUUAAAAUUUAUUGCGUCUUAGGAUUAAAGGUCUUAAGAAUUUUUCUCAUCAAAUAUUUGAGGAGCUUAAGAUUAUGUAUCCCGGUAGAAGUACGAAAAAGGUACAUCUUAGAUUUUUUAAAAAUUGAAUACCUCUCCAAAAUAUAUGACAAAAAAUAUAACAUAAUUGACUACCCUACGUUUGGGAAACUAUCAGAUAAACUAAAAGCCAAGCUGAUCUACUUCUACUUAGCCUUAAAACCGCAAGACGUUGCAAAUGUGCUCAUAAAAAUUUUUAAAGCGGCAAACUAUAAGGAUGAAAAUGAACUACUAUACAAGUACGUUUAUACCUCUAAGUUUACCUCCAGAGGGGGGAAAAGAUUUCAUAGAAUUAUAUCGAAGGAAUAUCUGCAAUUAUAUGAAAAAGAUAAACUGGUGAGGAGACACCGUUGUGAGGAUGACUUGUUGUGGGUUCGAUUUUUUUCUCUUCUUAAAUUGCACAACCCGGAGGUCGUGGAAGAGAAGAAGCUCCUCAAGCAGACCUACCGCCUGAUAUUCAGCAAAAGGGGCUUCUCGAAUGACGGGCUGGUCCGCCUCUUUGAGCAGCGUGGCUUUCGCAUCUUUGACGCGAUCCACGUGAACCAGGAUGACGAACCGCAAAUUUCCGACACCACGCCAAACGGGACAAGCACAGAAAACACUCCCGGAGAAUCCAGCACACCCAUUGGGCGCACCAUUCGGGAGAAAGUCCAAAUUGGAGGAAAGAGAAAGGCACAGCUGGUCAGCUACCUGACUAACCUCAAAACAUUUGUCUCCAACUACAUCCACCGUAACAAGAGCAUACACCACAACUUCCAUGUGCUGAAAACCAAUAUGGACGUUCCUAGGGACGCCCUCCACGACGGGACAGUGACUCCCCUCACGAACGUCUUUCACGCUGCUGCGUGUGGCGGUCCAGAUGGGAAUGCCUUCCCUGCUUCCCCCCCGGGGGACGUCGAACUCUACUGUGAAACCUUCAUGAACAACAUGAUCGAUUUGGUCCUAGACAUUAUGAUCGAGGCUGCGGGGUUCCGUGACAUGGCAACCCUCUUCGGGAUAUACAACUCGCUCAAGGGGAGCAAGGACUUUAAGUUGGUUCACUUCAGGGGGAAAUUUUAA
Messenger RNA from Plasmodium coatneyi, 1785 nucleotides. RefSeq lists its product as uncharacterized. NCBI's taxonomy places the organism in Eukaryota, Apicomplexa, Aconoidasida, Haemosporida, Plasmodiidae. The record is from RefSeq and is a predicted model, not a curated record. The transcript has a single exon. Bases 1 to 1785 code for a protein of 594 amino acids.